GUUGUUGUCAUGUCCGUGGGAGUUUGUGUGUGUGUUUGUGUGUGCGCGUGAGAGAGAGAGAGCGAAAGGAACAGAGAUAGGUGACUGCGUCUCGACUAUAGCGUUAACGUUGGCGGCAUCAGGCUUACUAGACUAGGAAAGGAAGCUCUCACAGGUGCGAGCACAAUGCCGAAGGGGAAAGCGCUUGGCAACGGAGAGAGGAGAAGGAACGUCAAGAGCGGGCGAAGGAAGAAAGAUGUAGAGGGAGCGGAGACGGAGGAAGCAGACGAUAUCUCUGUCCACUCUGGUGGAGAGCAAGAAGAAGAUGGUGAGAGCAACGGAGGUGGUCGCAGUAAGAAGGGAAAGAGCAGCAGCAGAAGAAAGAGGAGAGAUGAAGAUGAGCGAGCGAAAGCAGAGGACGAGGAAGUGAGACAGGAGGAAAGCACCGAGGGAGCUUGCAAGGACCAUUUUUUUGGCGGCAAGAGCCUGUAUGAGGUUUUGGGUGUGGAUAAGACAGCAACUCUGGCGCAGAUCAGGAAGCAGUACCACCGCAUGGCAUUGCGGCUGCAUCCUGACAAGAAUCCGGGCGACGAGAGCGCAAAGCAGAACUUCCAAACGCUCCAAAAAGUGUUCUCAAUCCUCGGGGACGAGGAGAAGAGGAAAAUUUAUGACGAGACAGGGAGUACUGAUGAUGCCGAGCUCUCUGGGGAGAAGUUCAGCAACCUGUACGAGUACUACCGUACAGUGUACCGCAAGGUAACGGAAGAUGACAUUGUUGCGUUUGAGAGGUCGUUUCGGGGAUCGGAUGAAGAGGCCGCAGAGGUUAAGGGGUGUUACGUGAGGUUCGAUGGGGACAUGGAGAAGGCCUUCCUGUACAUCAUAUGCUCGAGAGAAGAGCUCGAUUCCCACAGGUUCAAAGAGAUUAUAGAUGCAGCGAUUGCUGCAGGGGAAUUGAAAUCCUACCCGCGGUAUCAGCGAUGGGCGAAGCAGGUGGACAUGAAACCGCCUCCGAAGGAUCCCCUGGGUGCUGCAGAGGCAUCGAAGAAGGGGCGCGCAAAGGGGAAGGCGAAGGCGAAGGAGGAGGAAGAUUCGGGAGCCCUGGUUGCGAUGAUUCAGAGUCGGGGGAAAGACAGGGAGAAGUCACUCUUGGAGAUGCUCGAGAAGAAGUAUGGAGUUGCUGGGGGUCCAGGGAGGAAAGGUAAGGGAAAGGGGCCGAAUGACCGUAAUGGUGGUGGUGCCUUGAGCAAGAGGGGGAGGGAGGCGGGUGAUGAGGAGCCCACAGAAGAGGAGUUUCUCAAGGCAAGAGCACGAGUUCUUGGGAAGGCAUCGGCGUCGGCGGCAGCUGAGGAAGAGAAUCAGAGUGCUGGGAAGAAACCAAAAAGGCGCAAGAAGAAUUGAGUUUCCUCGUCGUGUCCAUGUGUCCAUCCAUCCAUAUUGAAUCGCCGAAGAGAGGAGGAUUAAAUUUUGCUAGAGUAGACGACGAUGUUUGCAACAAGACCUUAGUGCGUUUCCGGUUUUGGAAGCAAUACUUGCACGUGACGCGCGCAGGAGGGUAAUCGUGUUGGGUGUGGAAUAGGGUGAAAGCAAUUUGCCUGCUCCAGGGUAGAUGCAACGUUAGGAUCCGUGGUCAAGCCAGGGAUUCUUUCUCGUUCUUGAAUAGCGCUACCUUUGCUGUUCCAAUUUUUCUGAGUACUUCGGUGGCUAUUCGAUCUUUUGUAUUGUAAUAAUAUUAUUAACAACUAGUUAGUCUGUAGCUCUAAGUCAG
Chara braunii is the source of this 1744-nucleotide messenger RNA. The record is from the annotation of a GenBank genome assembly. Lineage: Eukaryota; Viridiplantae; Streptophyta; Charophyceae; Charales; Characeae.